UGAGCGGCGAUGACGUCACCGCCGUGUUGGAGUCCGGCGUGAGCGCGGCUCAAGGGCGCUGGGCUGAGCGCGGGCACCACCACCACUACAACAACAACCCACACCACAACAACCCACACCACCACAGCAACAACCACACACCACCACAACAAUAACAACCACCCACACCACAACCACCCACACCACAACAACAACAACCACCCACACCACCACCGCUGAAGAGCGCGGCUGCCGCCACCACCACAACAACAACCACCCACACCACAACCACCGCCGCUGCUGCUGCUGCUGGGCUCGGCGCGGGGCCUCUCCCCCCUCUCCUCCGCCUGCUCGACGCGGACAGCGACGAGACACUUCAUCCACGCGCCACCUCCUCGUCCGUCACCGUCGCCCCAAUGAACGACCUCAACGACCCACAGCGCAUGAACAUCCGCGGCGAUGACGGCGGCGGCGGCAGCCGCUGGAGCUACGCGCUGGUCGUGCCCAUGCUGUGCCUGGCCAUCUUCCGCUCGAUCUGGACGCGCGAGACGGAGCAGGAGAAGAGUCGCCUUCGCGAGGAAUUUGAGCGGCGCACCCGCGACACGCGCUCCGAGCUCGACCUGCGCUACCGCUCGCUCGUCACGGAGAGCGGCAGCUCGCUAGCGCGCCUCGAGCUCAAGCACGAGAAGCUGAAGCAGCGCUUGAGCGGCUACCGCGAAGCCUUCGCCGCGCAGAGCCAGCUCCUGGCGUCCGAGCGCCGCCAGCUGAAUUCGCAGCGCGAGGAGCUGCAGGGCGAGCGGCGGGCGCUGGAGUCGGUGCGCCGUGUCGGCCCCCUUCACGACGCCGUGCUGGCGCAGGAGGAGCUCGCGCUGGCGGGGGCGCGCGCGUCUCUGCGCGCGCUAGAGAGCGCCCUGGAGGAGCGCCAGGCCGUCUACUGCAGCCUGCUGGUGCCGCGGAAGCGCCGGCACGUCCUGGAGCGCGACAUGCUGCGGCGCGCGCGCUCCGAGGUGGCGCUGGGCCGCAUGGCGGUGCACGACGGCCUCCUUGACAUAUUCGCCAACGACGGGCACUGCGCGCACGUCACCAAUGAGGACAACAGGCGCAACGGCAAGCUCAUGUGGGUGUACGUACGGCACUGGCACACGCUGCUGGAGCUGCACAAGUACCAGCAGGUGCAGCAGCGUCUGCACACGGAGGAUCCGCUGGAGCCUCCGUCAGCGUGAGGAGGAAGAGUGUGAUGGUGGUGGUGAAGAUGGUGUUGUGGGUGUUGUCGCUAGAGAGCGCUGCAAUGCGUUUCGGUUUGUGCCGCGUGUUGCUACGGCACGAUGGCCCCGACGUUUCGCUCGCUCGGGAACUACCGUAGGAGCUCCCGACGCGUGGCAGCGAAACGUUGGACGUCACGCCGUACAACGGGUGCGGUACAACCCCUGAAAAGCGUCGGCGAGACGUUCAGCGAGGCGUUUAGCAUUGGAACGGGCGAUGAUCGAAAUACGAUUGGACUGCAGUGUUGCUUCUAAUCCACAAGAUGGUGUUGGCAGAUCAAAGUUGUGUUGAUCUCCUUUGCUUUUGGGGGUGGCGGUGCAUGCUGUCUGGGUUGCAAUGUAACCAACACUCUUUUUAGAUUUUGUGAAUCUCAUAAACCUCACAGACUCAUUGUGGGGGGUGGCUACUAAGGGAUGCAGGUCACCGUGUUCUCAGGGGGUAUAAGAUACUCCAGAAAAUCAAACUCGCCCCAUACUCGUGCCCGGUUUGGAUACAGUCAUAUAAAUCCAGGUCUCGCAAAGACAAAGAUCCACCCUGUAGCCUUACCAGACUGUUGGGGCAAGUGCUGUUAGCGAGCACCUAUGAAGGCCGGAACGGCACACAAGGGGGUGGGUGGCCAGCACCAUGCCCCGGUCGCUUUUGUCUCCAAAGUGACGAUGUUUAAACACCGCACCAGGUACUCAUUUAAAGCUGAGUCGACCUACAAGAGGCCCGGGACCGGUUCAAAUAAGAGUGGAUGCUGUUGCCUGGGAAUUGAAGUCUGGUCGCCUGGUUUGUAGCGCAGCGCGCUAACCACUACACUAACCACAUCACUACCGCUCUCCACUAACACUGACACACGCGGCUGUCAGAACAUAAAAUGCACCACCUACUGUUGGUUUAAAAUACAGAGGUGGGUGGGGGGAGAUGUGUAUUGUAAAGCUCACGUGUUUUUCCGCAAACAAGCGCUCGAUGGCAAUUGACUUGCAGUACAUUUUUACAAUGUAAAGUCAAAAACUGAAAUAAAAGGUAUAACGUUGGUGAUCCAUGA
Lethenteron reissneri (Far Eastern brook lamprey) is the source of this 2272-nucleotide messenger RNA. Its product is annotated as coiled-coil domain-containing protein 127-like. The record is from RefSeq and is a predicted model, not a curated record. Lineage: Eukaryota; Metazoa; Chordata; Hyperoartia; Petromyzontiformes; Petromyzontidae.